Molecule: messenger RNA, 2187 nt
Organism: Closterium sp. NIES-65
Lineage: Eukaryota; Viridiplantae; Streptophyta; Zygnematophyceae; Desmidiales; Closteriaceae
Source: the annotation of a GenBank genome assembly
AUGGCUUCCAGGGCUGGUGGAUCCAUAGGCCGAGGUGCAGGCAGGGCUCAGGGCAGCGCACCGGGUUCUCCACCACGACCUAUGCAGGGGCGAGUAGGGGAUGGACCGGGAGGAGCCGGCGCGAUCUUCGUUGGGGGGUUGCUUACCGUACCGGCGCCGACCUCUCGUCGCUCUUUCCGUUACGACGGCCCUCGACCCCCUCCUUCGGGGCAGACGCAGACGCAGCCGGAGAGCGGCAGUGAGGAGGAGGAUGAGGAGGAGUAUGGUGAGGGCGAGAAGGAGGAGGACACUGAGGGGAGCGGGGAUGACAGCAAGGCGGCGUGGGACCCAGAGACGCAUGGCGGUGGGGAGGGGGGAGAUGAUGAUGAUGAAGACCACGAGAUGGAUCGGUUGGAGUCAGAGGGGCGGGAGGAGGAGGUGGGAGAGGGUGGUGGAAGGGCGGCGACAGAGGCGGGAUCACAGCAUGUGCGUGAAGGGGGAGGGAGCGUGGGGGUUAAGGUGGGGGGGAGAAAGGCCGUGACCAUUAGGGAGCCGAGGCAGAGGAAGAAGGCCAACAAGUUGAGGGAGCGGGCGUAUCCCUGCACGUUCACUGGGGAGCCCUUGGGCGAGGGUGUGAUCGCUCCCGAGUUCCUAGACGAGGACGGAGGGUCCAAGAGUAGUAAGGGGACUGGCAAGGGUAAUAGGAAGCCGGGGUGGCAAGUAAUGAUGUUUGGACCGUUAGGGGCAGACGAUAAGCGUCAGUGCAAGAUUUGCACAGACAAGUUUUCGUGGAAGCAAUCCACAACAACCCCUGGCGAGCGGCACUUUGCGAGCUUCCACACUGCGCACAUGCAUGUGUGGCAUCCCCGUUACCACACCCCGUCCGUUCACUUGCCAGGGGAGACGUUUCCCCAUGGGGGCUACAAGGGAGUGCCGGAUGGCUACGUCUAUCAGUGGCCACAUGCCAAGACUUGGCCGCAGCUCGCCAAGGGGAAAGGGAUGGCGACUGGUGGAGGUCAUGUGUCAGGCGGGAUGGAGCGGUGGAUGACAACCAAACUGACCUCGGUGCAGCUACGGCAGGCGAUCACGAAGCUGGUGGUCACCUGCGACCUCCCCUUCCGCAUCGUCGAGGCCGAGGCUUUUCAUGAGCUACUCAUCCUGCUAAACCGCAACUGCGCGCAGAAGAACUUCAUCCCCUCGCGCUGGACGGUUUCCCGCGACACAGUGGUCUAUGCGGCUGCCGCUCUUCAGUCAGCCAUUGUGGAGAUGCUGGCGAAGGAGGGGGAGCUGGGGUGCAGGGUGUCAUUCACCAUCGACAUGUGGUCGGCGCCCAACAACAGGGCGUGGCUAGUGGUAACGGGUCACUGGAUCGACGAGAAUUACCAGCUCCGCACAAUGGUGUUUGAAUUCCGCGAGAUUCACGGGCGUCACACGGGCAAGCAGAUGGCGAGGGUGGUUGAGGAGACGGUGGUGCAGUGGGGGUUGGAGACGCGUUGUCUUGGGUUCACCUCAGACAACGCCUCCAGCAACACUGCUGCUUUCAGGUGGAUGUCGGAGGAGGGUGGCAACCCCAAGCUGUGCAAGUUUUGUGGCAAGAAGUUCGAGGGCGGAACAAACCGCUGUGCAAUCCAUCUCGCGACAUGGAAAGGGCAGGAGAAGCGCGCUGUGGCGUUAUGCAAGGACGCGCCCACGGCAGUCCGCGAUGAAGUCCGUGGCAUGUACGAGACCAAGGCGGAACAGCAGGACUUGAAGCGAGGGGCGGCCGCUGCUGCAAUUCACUCCGCGCUUGACGCUGUCAGUGGAAACCCGGAGAAAAAGAGCAAAAUUACAGAUUUCUUUGGCAAUGAGGCGACGUGCGCCAAGGAGGACGCGGAUAACGCGCUUUGCUUUCUGUUCGCGGCGUUGAAACUUCCGGAGCGCAUUGCGGACGAUCCGGUCUUCCGCUACGCGGUCCAGUGCAUUGCGCGCGCUGGACCUGGGUACGUCCCUCCUAAGAGGCGCUACAUUGGAGGGGCAGGCUUGAAGAAGGUGCGGCAGAAAAUGGAGGUCGCGUUCGCCCCCGUUGCCGCGAGCUGGAAGCGGGACGGGGUAACGGUGUCGUCGGACAUGAUGACCGACCGUUGUGGCCGCCCGCAGGCCAACGUGCUCCUUGUCAACGACUCCGGCGCAGUUUUCGAGCAGGCGGUGGACUGCAACAUGGAGUCGUAG